Protomyces lactucae-debilis is the source of this 873-nucleotide messenger RNA. RefSeq names its product HAD-like domain-containing protein. The record is from RefSeq and is a predicted model, not a curated record. The transcript is spliced from 2 exons. Bases 1 to 873 code for a protein of 290 amino acids. Lineage: Eukaryota; Fungi; Ascomycota; Taphrinomycetes; Taphrinales; Protomycetaceae. Gene Ontology annotation, molecular function: phosphoprotein phosphatase activity.
AUGUCUCCAUACACUGCUGCAGCUCGUAAGCUCGUGCGUGCUCGCCAUGCUGCUCUUCCAGUACCCGUCUUUCGCGCUUACUUGGCUGGAUGUACUUCCAAGAAACGCAACGCUGCAGACGAUACACCACUUGCACGCUUGAAGCUAGUCAUUUUAGAUUUGAAUGGUACGCUUGUAUUUCGGGAGAAUGGGGCUCGCUCAUCCAAUACACCCAUACCGAGACCUGGCUUGCGAGAUUUCUGCAAGUACUUGUUUGACAACUUUGCUGUCAUGGUGUGGUCUUCAGCUCAGCCGCAGAGCGUCCUAUCAAUGUGUGCCAAUAUUUUCUCUCAUGAACAGCGCGAGCAGCUUGUUGCUGUUUGGGCGAGAGAUACGUUGGGCCUAACGCCAGAGCAGUACAAUUCGAAAUGCCAGACCUCAAAGAACCUCGAGCAAGUAUGGCGAGAUCCACAUUUACGAAAGAUUAAGCGUUUCAGUCAACGAGAUACCAUCAUCAUUGAUGAUUCCAAGCUCAAGGUACUGGCGCACCCACACAAUCUGAUCGAGGUACCAGAAUUUUCUGCAGAACGAGUGGCACGGGGAACAGACGAUGCUUUGAGGGAAGUCACGGCGUAUCUUGAGACACUGAGGAAACUUCCGAAUGUCUCUGCUUACAUCAAGCACAGCCCACUCAGGUUUGCAGACAAGCCAAGGAAAGUCAAGAAGCCCAAGAAUCGCUUGAAGGCCGACACACAACAAGAAGUAGCAGAUGACGCGCCCAAAGCAGCUGAUGCAAGGAACAGGCAAGCAAACGAAAAUGCUGGGGAUACUGACUCUCUUGAGGACAAAAUAAUACGAUCGGCUCCGCGUCAUGGGACAUUCUUCAACAAUUGA